AUGCGUUCCUUCUGGAAAUAUAACUUUUGUUUCUUUCUUUUUAUUAUUUUUCCAGACAAUGGAGAAAUUUUGCUACAACUGUCAAUGGUCGACGUACUGGCAUUAAAUAUACAUUUGAUAACAAUAUUUUUGUUAUCUCUCUUUCACUCACUCUCUCUAUCUACUUAUCUAUCUCCCUCCCUCUCUCUCAUUCUAAGUCACUUUCUCUCUAUUUCUAUCUCUCUCACUUUCACUUUAUCUAUCUAUCUUUGUCUUUCUCUGUCACUUUUUAUCUCUCACUGUCUCUCUCUCUCUCUUAAACACGAUACUAACCGUUGCGUAAUUUUAAUUUCUAUCUCUCUCUCACUCACUCACUCUAUUUCUUUCUAUCUAUCUAUCUCCCUCUCUCUCUCUCUCUCUCUCUCUAUCUAUCUAUCUAUCUCUAUUUCUAUCUCUCCCUCACUUUCUCUCUCUGACACUCUCUAUUUUUAUCUCUCUCUCUCUCUCUCACUCACCCUAUUUCUAUCUCUAUAUAUCUAUGUCACCCUCAGACACUCUAUCUAUCUUAUUUCUAUAUCUCUCUCUUACUCUCUCUAUCUCUGCGUAUCUCACUCUUCCUAUCUCGCUCACUUUCUCUCUAUCUCUAUUUAUCUCUUCCACUCUCUAUAUAUAUAUAUAUAUAUAUAUAUCUUACUAUUUUUAUAUCUCUCUCUUACUCUCUCUAUCUCUGCCUAUCUCACUCUCCUUAUCUCUCUCACUUUCUCUCUAUAUCUCCCAAUGUCUCUCUCAUUCUCUCUUCCACUCUCUCCCACUCUCUCUCUUCCUCUCUAUCUCUUAUUAUUUCUAUAUAUCUCUCUCUAUCUCUGCCUAUCUCACUCUCCUUAUCUCUCUCACUUUCUCUCUAUCUCUAUCUCUCUCACUAUCUCUUCCACUCUCUCUCUCCCUUUCUCUCUCUCUCUCUCUCUCUUACUAUUUCUAUAUCUCUCUCUUACUUUCUCUAUCUCUGCCUAUCUCACUCUUCCUAUCUCUCUCACUUUCUCUCUAUCUCUAUCCCUCUCACUGUCUCUCUCACUCUCUCUUCCACUCUCUAUCUCACACUCUCUCCCACUCUCUCUCCCUCUAUCGCUCUCUCUUACUAUUUCUAUCUCUCUCUCUUACUCUCUGUAUCUCUGCCUAUCUUACUCUUCCUAUCUCUCUCACUUUCUCUCUAUCUGUGUCUCUCUCACUAUCUCUCUCACUCUCUCUCCCACUCUCUCUCCCACUCUCUCUCUCACACUCUCUCACACUCUCUCUCUCUAUCUCUCUCUCUCUCUCUUACUAUUUCUAUAUCUCUCUUUUACUUUUUUCUAUCUCUGCCUAUCUCUCUCACUUUCUCUCUCUCUAUCUCUCUUACUCUCUCUCUCACUCUCUCUCCCACUCCCUCUCUCCCCUCUCUCUCUCUAUCUCUUACUAUUUCUAUAUCUCUCUCUUACUUUCUCUAUCUCUGCCUAUCUCACUCUCCUUAUCUCUCUCACUUUAUCUCUAUUUAUCUCUCUCACUGUCUUUCUCCCUCUCUCUUCCACUCAUCUCCCUCUCUCUCUCUCUCUCUCUCUCUCUCUCUCUCUCUCUCUCUGUAUUAAAUAUACAUUUGAUAACAAUAUUUUUCUUUGUUGCUCAUCUCUCUCUCUAUAUAUAUAUAUAUUUCUAUCUAUCUCUCACUCUCUGUCUAUCUAUCUCACUCACUCUCCCUCUUUUUCUAUCUAUCUCUCAUUCUCACUUUAUGUCUAUCUCUCUCUCACUGUCUUUCUCUAUUUCUAUCUCCCUCACUCGCUCUAUCUAUCUAUCUCACUCUUUCUAUUAUCUCUCACUAUUUCUGUCUCUCUGUUACUCUCUCUGUCUUUGUCUAUCUCUCACUCACUCUCUAUCUCUCUCAUUCUUUCUCUCUAUAUAUCUAUCUCUCGCUCUCGCUUUCGCUUUAUACAUUCAACCGUAUCAAGUUUAUAG
Messenger RNA from Acanthosepion pharaonis, 1962 nucleotides. The record is from the annotation of a GenBank genome assembly. NCBI's taxonomy places the organism in Eukaryota, Metazoa, Mollusca, Cephalopoda, Sepiida, Sepiidae.